GAGGAGUUUAGAUGCAUACAGAAUUCUCUGUUUCUUCCUAAGUUCCCGCCCUCUUUCUCUUUCCCUAUCCCUUCUUCCGCCUUUCCUUCCAUUGAUUGAUUACACACAAUAGAAAAUGUUCAGAGAAACCAAUCCUCACAAAGUCAAAAUAACUGGAGAAAACCCAUAAACAAAAAAAAUUCCCUGAGAGAACAGAACCUGCAGAAGGGGAAAGAAAGGGGAAAGAACAAAAAAAACCUGAAACACAAUCUGUUGGUUGUUGAAAGGUAGCUUUCAAUCUAUCGAUCGUCUUCAGAAUCUGUGUCCUAGCUUGCGCUUUCUUCAGGUUCAGCUUCUCCUUCUUCAUCCACCCAUCUCUGGAAUUCACUAUCUUCAUCUUUCUUAUUUUGGAGCCGAUUUUGUGUUCCCCUGAUAUUUGUUUCAUCUAGUUUCUCAUUCAAACAAACAAUGUUAAAAAGGGAAUUCAAUAUCUAGAACCAUAAAUGGUUAGUCGACAUGAAUUAGUGAUGGCAGUUCCAUUUCUUAAUGUUAUGAUUAGAACAGUGAUUGCCCUUGAGACGGGGAGUUCUUCUUGUAGUUUAAGGACAUAAGAGUUAAUUAUGGAAAACUAAUUCUGGCUCAUUAUAAAUCUCUAUCUUUGUCUCUUAUGUCACAUCUUCAAACCAUUGUAUUUUUUUUUUGGAACAUGAUAGAUAUUUCAAUUGUCUAGAAAAUGAUUUGCAAGCUUCCAAAUUUGAUUUUAUUUGCGUGAAUUAAAUAUGAAAUUACAUGCCGAUGGUAAGACAGCCUAGUUGAUAAAAGGGCUGGGUUUCGAGUUUGGGAUGUGACAAGGUCCCAGGUUCGAAUCCCAAUACCACCAUCUUGGUGUUCCCGGAGGCAUCCUUGGUACAGGAGACGAAGUCUCCCCGAUAAUGGUAGCACAACGCCGAGCACUGCGCCGGGACAAAGUCCUUGAUGGUUAGUAUGCAGGUACCCCUAGGUUUAGGAGGCUCCGCUGUCACUCAUGUGGCAUGUGGGUUGCUGAUGUUCCUGGAUUAUCAAAUAAAAAAAUAAAUACGAAAUUACAUAAAAGAGAAGGUAUAUUGUGUAAAUAUUGGUUUGUUUAACACAAGUACCAUAUUCCUUUUCUGAACAUGAUGUUACAUUGAACCUAACUCUCUGAUUGUAUUUAUAGUGCCUAUCUAUCAUUCCAUCAAUGAUAGUCCCUACAUCGAACUCAUUGUUUUUAACCUUUACUUUGUUUCAAUUAGUGAAUGCUAGAGAGUGAAGGCAAGCUAGAUGUGCCUCAAGGAAACGUGUAAUGACUACCAGUUCAUCAGAUUACCUAAUGAGACAAUUCAGCAGAGUCAACAGUGCCAAACAACUUCCAACUACUGACUGGGAUUUCUCUCAACCAUCUCCACUACUCGAUUCUGAUCAUGACACCGAGGAGAGGAAGCUAGUUGUGCUGAUAGAGUGGAUUACUACCAUUCUACCUGAUCUGAAACUCCCACCAAAAGCUUCAGUUGAAGAGCUGAGAGAAUGCCUUAGUGAUGGCACUGUUCUUCUGAAGAUCUUGAAGAAAGUCAGGCCAGGAUCUAUCACAGAAGAUGAUGGAAGUUUGGAGGGUCAGAAAGCAUCACCUCACCAGAAUGUUCAACGAUUUCUGGACCUCAUCAAUGAAAGGGGGAUCCCCAAGUUUGAGAUUGCAGACUUGGAGAAGGGUUCUCUUAAGAGAGUGGUGGAUUGCCUGCUAUCACUGAGAGCAAGGUACCCAACAGGAAGGAACAAUGGCUUUCCAACGAGUGGCAGAAUGACCAGAAGUGGGAGCCUAAGGGAGUUCUCUCCUUACCAGAGCCUUCAUCUUGGUCCGUUCUCAUCGUCACUCUCAUCGCCUGGAGCAGAAAGGCAAUCACUCUCCUCUGACUCCAAGUUGCAGCAGUUCUUGCGUACUAGUCCUGCCCUUUCAGAUUCAUCUGCAGCGUGGAUGCACCACGCUGGACAUCGGUUCCAUGAGGUGUUCCAAGUCAGACAAGGACGUUAUGCUGACCUAUCGCCUUCGAAGAUAUCAGAGAUGAUGAAAUCUACCAGCUUGGAUAAUGCUCCAACUCAAUCGUUGUUGAGUGUGGUGAAUGGGAUCUUGGACGAAAGCAUCGACAGAAAGAAUGGUGAAAUCCCUCAUCGGGUGGCUUGCCUGCUAAGAAAGGUUGUUCAGGAGAUUGAAAGGCGGAUAUCCACUCAAGCAGAACACCUGAGAACACAAAACAACCUGUUCAAGGCACGUGAGGAGAAGUAUCAGUCGAGGAUUAGGGUUCUUGAGACGCUUGCUUCUGGGACAGGUGAAGAUACUGGGAUUGUCAUGGAUCAGCUUCCACCCAUUAAGGGUGUCAAGUUAAAGGUAGAAGAGAAGACCAAGGUGAAUGACGAGAUAGCGAAGCUGUUGAAAGAAAAGGAACAAGCAAAUCUUGAACUUGCUAGGCUACGCGAGGAGCUCGAAAAAACGAAGACCGUAUACGAUGACAUGGUCAAAUUGUUAAAAGAAAAGGAGCAUGCAUACAACCAACCCUCAUCGUCUUCACAGCAAGAAAAUGUCAACUGUGAGACGAAGAACACUCAAGUUUCAUCUUUGCAACAAGAACUUGUAGAAGGGAAGAAAGAACUUAAUCACCUAGUUCAUUCAAUGAGAGAUGAGAACCAACAACUACAGUAUGAACAGAAGACAAAUGCUGAGAUUUUAGCCUUGCAACAAGAACUAACAGUGACAAAGAAGGAACUUAAUGAUAUGGUUGAUUCGACAAAAGAAAAGGACCAACUGAAACAUGAACAGAAGACAAACACUGAGGUCCUAGCCUUGCAGCAAGAACUAGCUGCAACAAAGAAGGAACUUAACGACGUGGUUACUUCUGUGAAGGAAAAGGACCAAAGGAAACUUGAAGUAGAAGCAACUAUGAACUCAAAUGAUGAGGUGGGCCGAGAAGCUAGUAUUGCUGAAAUAACUGGACGAGGAAUAAUUGUUGAACAAGAAGUUGAAACAAGGAGAGAUGGAAAUGGUGAUGUGGUGGCUACAUUAAUGAAGGAGAAGGAUCAAAUGAGUCAAGAAAUCACAACACUGAAGCAAGAACUCGAAAAGACAAGAAAAGGGCACGAUUAUGAUAAGGCUAGAUUGAUGAAGGAGAAAGAGCAAAUUAGUGUUCAACUCACAACUCUGCUGCAAGAACUCGAAAAAGCCAGACAAGGACAAGGUGAUGAUGUGGUGAGAUUGGCGAAGGAGAAAGACGAGAUGAGUUUCAAACUCUCAUCACUAAAGCAAGAACUUGAAACAACAAGACAAGAACAUGAUGAAUUGGGGAGAUUAAUGAAGGAGAAAGACCAAGCAGGUCAAGAUCAACUCUCAACGUUGCAGCAAGAACUUGAGACAAUCAGAGAAGCAAAUAAGAAUGCAGUGAAGUUGGAAGGAGAACUCAAUUCAAUGAGGAAAGCACGAGAUGAGAUGGCUAGCUUGGUAGAGGAGAAAGGACAAGCUAACCUGAAACUCGCUAUGUCAUUGCAAGAGCUAGAGGAAGCCAAUAAGGCACAGGAACAAAAGUACUUGGAACUGGAAGCUGAGACAAAAACUGCAGCAGCUGGUUUCGAUAGGAGGGUAAAAGAGCUUGAAACUUUCCUAGAAGAUUCAAGGAAUGAGCUGAAAGGUCUUAAAGCAACAUUGGAGUCUAGACAACAGAGUUGGAGCAAGAAAGAGACCACCUUUCUCAAAUCUGUCAACUUGCAGCUUCAUGCACUGCAUGAACUGAGAUUUUCUUCCUCAAGCAUCAAGGAAGAAGUCUUACAAGUGCAGCAAGACUAUUCUGAGAAGUUUCAUAGCCUAGGAGUGAAGUUCAAGGCAUUGGUGGAUGCAAGUGAGAACUAUUACCUGGUUCUUGCUGAAAACAGGAAGCUAUUCAAUGAGCUCCAGGAUCUAAGAGGGAACAUUAGAGUGUACUGUCGAGUAAGGCCGUUCUUGCCAGGGCAAGCUGCAAACAAGUCUGUGGUUGAGCACAUCAGUGACAAAGGAGAAUUAGUAGUAGGGAAUCCUGCUAAAACAGGAAAAGAUGGUCGCAAAAUGUUCAGGUUUAACAGAGUAUAUGGCCCACAAGCUACUCAAGCUGAGGUUUACUUGGACACACAACCCUUGGUGCAAUCUGUAUUAGAUGGCUACAAUGUCUGCAUAUUUGCCUAUGGACAGACUGGGUCUGGCAAAACAUACACAAUGCUGGGUCCAAAUGGAGCACAAGAAGAAGAAUGGGGAGUGAACUACAGAGCUCUAAAGGAUCUCUUCAACAUGUCAAAGAACAGAAGUGACUCCAUUUCUUACGAGGUUGGAGUCCAGAUGGUGGAAAUCUACAACGAGCAAGUCAGAGACUUGCUAACCAAUGACGCCCAGAAGAAGCUCGGGAUCCUAACGACACCAUCAAGCAACGGGAUCGCCGUCCCCGACGCGACGAUGCUGCCGGUCGCGUCAACUUCCGACGUGAUGGACUUGAUGCACAUUGGCUUGAGCAAUAGAACCGUCAGCGCGACGGCGAUGAACGAGAGAAGCAGCCGCUCCCACAGCGUCCUCAGCGUCCACGUCCGCGGGAAAGAUUUGCAAGCCGGGACUACUCUGUUUGGGAAUCUCCAUUUGGUUGAUUUGGCUGGAAGCGAGAGGGUUGACCGGUCAGAAGUCACCGGAGACCGGCUGAAGGAGGCUCAACAUAUUAACAAAUCGCUCUCUGCUUUGGGAGACGUCAUUUUCGCUCUUGCCCAGAAAUCUACCCAUGUUCCUUACAGGAACAGCAAGCUCACCCAGCUGCUCCAAAGCUCUCUCGGUGGACAAGCAAAGACCUUGAUGUUCAUCCAGCUGAACCCCGAUGCGACGUCAUAUUCGGAGAGCCUAAGCACCCUAAAGUUUGCAGAAAGGGUUACAGGGAUCGAGCUGGGUGCGGCGAAGAGCAAUCCGGGAAGAGACGUUAAAGAGCUAAUGGAGCAGUUGGCGUCUUUGAAAGACACGAUUGCGAACAAGGACGAAGAGAUAGAGAGGCUGCAAGUGUUCAAAGGGCACCCGAGCAGUGUGGAGAAGCCUCCGGCGAGGCUUCGCACGAGGAAGUCGGCUUCAGGGGAGAGAGGGUUAGGGCUGACGGAGACUACAACUUCAUCAGAUCACAGCGACGUUUCCGACGGUGAAGCUUCUGUUGGGACGGAGCCGGAAUCCACCGCUGACGACGCCGGGAAACCACUCGCCGACAAGCCUGGAGAAAAGCGUGGUGCUAGGAUGACGAAGGCCCGGAGCCUGCAGAAGCUGUCGGACGCUAGACCGUCGACGACGGUGACGGUGUCCAGAGACCCUCUGAAAGGAUCAACAAGUGUUAAGAAAAGUACUAUAGGCAGCGGCGCCUCCGGUGGGAGCUCUUCCUUGCAACGACCGAGCAGUGCGAGUUCCAGCAGAUCGCGGCGAGCAUAAAAAUGGAAUAAGAUAGCAACCAACCACCAACUGACCCCAUUUCCUGACCAUUUUAGGGGAUUGCAGUGUAGAGCACAUGCUUAUGGCUGGGUUGUGGCCUAUGUAAUGUGUAAAGUUUUGCUAGGCUUCCUAAUUUCUUUUGGGUUAGGGUUCUUAGCUUUGUAAUAAUUGGAUCCACAUUGGUGGGGAGUGUGAAGUUGAAGGCAACAUGAACUGGUCUCAUCUGGUCUGUAGAUUUGGCUAGAAAAAGAUGUAAAUUUUGUUUUUCCGGGAGGUGUGAAAGAUCACAUGUAAAUUUAUCAAUGUACAAAUUUCUAAGCAUGUACAUUUCAGUAACCUUACAUUAUUGUAUUCAUAAUUGUCUUUUACAAUUCGAGCCAUCAAGUUAAUUGAGUGACAUUAGGGUAAGGAGUAUCUUCGUAAAUCUCGCUACAUUCACAUAAAUUUCAAGAACCCCC
Linum trigynum is the source of this 5913-nucleotide messenger RNA. The record is from the annotation of a GenBank genome assembly. NCBI's taxonomy places the organism in Eukaryota, Viridiplantae, Streptophyta, Magnoliopsida, Malpighiales, Linaceae.